CGAGCAGUGGCGGGUCAGUGUCGCGUGGGUCCGGAUGGAGAGAGGAGCUACCACGCGCCCUCCCCGCAGCCUCGACGUGUGCCUCUACCCGCCCUACGCACGCCGCCACGCCACUCUCGGGCGCGGCCACACGCCUCGAACCCCUGCGAGGAGAGUGUCGUGCUGUACGCCCAGAAGAAAAAGCACAAAAGGAAUCAACGAUGUGAGAUAGUUAAGGUGGAAUUCAAUUUACCAUGUCGGGCAAGAGACGCGAGUGAGUGUGCGAGUGCAGGUGGAGCAACGGAGGAGGAGGUGCAGGUGGAGGAGAAGGUAAAUGCCCCGACAGGUAGCAGCCAGUCGCCGCCCCAGCAUGGAGGAGGACGCGGCCGCCAUCCGCCUCCACUGCCGGGGCCUCUGACGACGCCGCCACCGAGUACCCACAUGGGUCACGACGAGGAGGACACGGCGGUAGCCAUGAGCGAGGAGGGCGGGAGCCAGGUGGUGGUGGUGUGUGAGGACAAGGCCACCAGCACGGACGACGAGCUGCUCGUCUCACCCGCCCCCGUCGACCGUUCCUACGAUGGCCUCGGCCCCGACAACUGUUUCCGCUACAUGGCUCACGCGGCGCAGGUGUGGGGCGCCGACCUGGUGGGCAUGGAGCGCCCUUACAGCGGCCGUGGGGGUCGCUACCUGCGCCACCAGGAGUCCCUCAGCAGCAACAGCGACGUGUCCCGUCCGCCCCGGCAGGUGAAGCUACGCCGCCAGAGGACGUCCGAGUCGUGUGACAACGAGUGCCUGCGGCGCCCUAAGGCGCGGGAGCUGCGGCGCCAGUGGACCACCGACUCCUCGGACUCCGGCUACGGCUACUCCAAGCGGUGCUCCCGAGAACCCCUGCGGCGACAGGACACAGAAGAGUCAGCGGAUUCCACCCGACGACUCAUUCGUGACCUGCAGCGACAAGCCACCACCGAAUCGUCGUCCUCGCUGAGGCUCACGCGCCAGUCAUCCAUCCGCAGCGCCUCGGACAACCAGAGCCUCUUCCUCAUGCGCCAGUCAACAGUGGACACCUAUGAUGACAUGUCCACCACAGACUUCUCACGGCCUCAAUCGUGCACCGCCAGUGCGGUCGGUGCCCUGGUGGAUUUCUCCCCGCACUCCUUCACCUCCGACGCCGCCCAUCACCACCACUCCGAAGUUCCCGGCCAGACCGUCCUUUCGGAGUACUCGGCUUGUUACAAUCCCCAGAAGGUGACCUGUAGCUACAGCUACAACAGCACCAACGCCAUCUCGGCAACACUGGCUGCGCCGCUGCUCGCUACCACCUCCUGCUCGCUCAUCAACCUCAGUGCCGUGGACCUGGAGGCUGCAGACAUCAAGAAGCUGCACCACAACCUCCGCUCCUACCGGCCAGAGCCUCAAAAACCAAAAUCAGCCAAGAGGAAGAAGUCUGGUCUGAGUAGGGAAAGCAGUGCUUUGCAGAAGGCGCGGGCGCGCGUGCGGCGGCGUAGGGACGACGAGGAGAUGCCUCGCAAGGUGCGGUGGUCUAUCAUGGCUACGGGACUCAUCCUGCUGCUCAUGUCAGUCAUCCUGGUGGGCGCCACGCUGAAAAUGGCGCCGCUAAUCGACGAAAUGGUGAGGAAGGAGAACGAGGACAUCAUGAGGGAGCUACAGGCGGCCUCGGCGGGAAUACACAACAACAUCACCGCGACGCAAGUUCCAUCCACUCAGCCUGACUCCAGCCCUGACCUCGCCUCCACCGGCCUCUCCGACUCAUCUUCCAACCCCCCUCACCCCGCCUCCAGCCCCCAACCCUCCAAUAGUCCAGACCCCAGCCAUUCCUGAAGCCCCGCGCCGCCCGCUCCUCGGCGUCUUGGAACUCCCUGGCUCUUUUCUCGUGGUGAGCAGCGCCUCAAGAUGCCUUGGGGUUGCGGCGGGACGGCAGCCUCCUCCUGCCCACCCCAGGGUGUCUCUCGUCACCCUUCCAGGACAUGACGGAGACACACUGCUCCUACCGUGACACCCUCACCUUCACCUAGAAGUGUCCGCGUCAAAACGGAACUUCAUGUCUAUUACGAGGGAAGGGUUUCCCUUUUUUUUUUUUCUCACGGCUGACAGUGGGCGCCCUGACCCCCGCCUGCACCCCGACCUUUGCCUGGCACCAUCCGCCUUUCGCCCAGUCCUUGCUCUCACCCCAGGGGGCGCGGAGCUUGGUAGGGAUGGACUGGUUUGCACAGGGCAUGAGGUCAGGUUGGUGGUGUGGGCUUCGUGUCCGUUCCUGCCUGUGUCCCGCGAGGUGUCCUGCGCGACGCUCGCUGUGUUGCUGUGCUCAUCCCCACCGGCAGCCCAGGCUGGCUCCCCAGCACUGCGGCUGAGGUGCGGCGACAGAUCUCGUCACGUCAGUGGAUGUCUAUAAUCAAACGUCGUUGUUUUUAUAUACAGGUGACAUGAGUGGCAGUUUAUAUCUAAGGCAAUAAUUACCUUAGACAACAGGUGUGGUCCAGGUAGUGAGUGGCCCGUGUUGUUGCUGUUGUUGAGUGUCCAUGUUACUGUUCGAAGAGUGUUUAACCAAUUUUUUUCUUUUUUUUUAUUUGUAUAGGUAUGUACAUCAGAACACCUGGACUCCAGACGCUUUACUGUUUACAUCUUGGAAGGUUUAUUUUCCACCAGACAGAGUUAUUUACAAAACCCUAUGUCGUCAUUUCAUUGUAAAUAUUGAUAAAUCUACGUGGUAAUGUCUACAAGCUAUCUAUGAGAGUACUACUUCACCUUGCUGUCAGCUGUUCUUACGCCUCCUAGUAACGCCUGCUGUAUUGGAACCUUUUCUCCGGUAGUGCUGUAUGUAGUGCUGGCCAGGCGGGGAGAAGUGAGGGAGAAUAUAGUGAAGGGCAGACUGGGAUGUGAAAUAAGGCAAGAAAAGUCAGGCGAGAUGGAAUGAAGGAACGAAAAGGGUAAAAGGGAAAAAAGAUAAACGGAGGAAAAUAAGGAAGGACGGAAGGAGGAAAAGCUGGGAAGAAAUGGAGGAGGGGUGAGAUAUGAGAUGAAACUUUCAGGUUUAAAGACAAAGGGCUGAGGGCGCUUGCAAUAAAGGGUGCAUUUAACGAUUAUUAUUAAUCAUACUAAUACUGCUAAUACCACAAACACUGCUAAUACUACUACUACUACUACUACUACUACUACUACUACUACUACUACUACUACUACUACUACUACUACUACUACUACUACUACUAUUCCAAAGAUUUAGACAAAGAAGCACCCAAAUUUUGUAACUCCCUAGAGAGAGAGAGAGAGAGAGAGAGAGAGAGAGAGAGAGAGAGAGAGAGAGAGAGAGAGAGAGAGAGAGAGAGAGAGAGAGAGAGAGAGAGAGAGAGCACAGCCAUCGCUUAAUGCACCUAAAGGGAGAUUAUUCUGCGGUGCACGACCACAUGGGAGGAGGAGGAGGAGGCGGAGGUUAAAAAAGGGUACAGAGAGAAACGAAGGAAUUAUUGAAAAGGGGGAGAAGAGAAAUGGAGAGAGAGGGAGAGAAAAUAAAGGAAAAAUUCAGAGAGAGAGAGAGAGGAUAGGGCCGAAUAAGGAGAACAGGGAGAGGGAGAGAACGGAUGAGGAGUGACGGAAACUGGAAAGAUAAGAGCAGAGAGAGAGAGAGAGAGAGAGAGAGAGAGAGAGAGAGAGAGAGAGAGAGAGAGAGAGAGAGAGAGAGAGAGAGAGAGAGAGAGAGAGAAAGGAUAGGGAGAGAG
Molecule: messenger RNA, 3716 nt
Organism: Portunus trituberculatus (swimming crab)
Lineage: Eukaryota; Metazoa; Arthropoda; Malacostraca; Decapoda; Portunidae
Exons: 3
Coding region: 421-1821 (466 amino acids)
Source: RefSeq, a predicted model, not a curated record